Messenger RNA from Entamoeba dispar SAW760, 1734 nucleotides. RefSeq lists its product as uncharacterized. The record is from RefSeq and is a predicted model, not a curated record. Bases 1 to 1734 code for a protein of 577 amino acids. Lineage: Eukaryota; Evosea; Mastigamoebida; Endamoebidae. The transcript has a single exon.
AUGCUUAGAAAACCCUCUAAUACAGAAAGAAUGAAAAGAAGUGCAGAGAUAGCUCGUCUCAAAGAAAAUUAUCCACAAAACUUAGUUCAAUUUCAUAAAAUAGGAGUAAAACUUCAAAAUGCACAAGAAGAAAAAAAUGAAGUUGUUGUUGAACCUGAUGUACAUCUUCAAAUUGAUGGUAAAGAGUAUCUUGUUUUUUUCAAUAACCAUUUCAGUGAUGUACAUAAGGUUUUAAAUCAAUGGUUAGAAAAUGAACUAUCAGAACAUUGGUUUAUUAUCCCUGAUAUCCUUAAAAGUGACAUUAGAAGAAUUACACAGAGAGGAGAACCAAGUACAGUAAAAAGACUAUUGACAACUUUAAUUCCAAUUUAUGGACAAUAUCAAGGGUAUCGUUGUGGGUGUAAUUUUUUAGCAACAAUAUUAUCUUCAGAAUCAUCAGAAGAUAAUAAUAGAAUACGUCAGUUGGCAUACCAUGUAUAUAAAACUAAAGAAUUAAUUGAAAAAUAUGGAAGCGAAAUACAAUCAGGUAAAAUAUGUGCUAUAUUUAUUGAAAAGAAUUUUAAUGGGAAGAGUGAAUAUAUAAUAAGUUGUGAUGAUCAGUUAUACCAAAAAUUAGAAUCAAAAUUAUUUGAAAUAAUGUCGUCUUAUGACAAAAAAAUAGAUGAAAAAUUUAAUACAUUAACUAAAUUUUUGUGUGGGUGUGAAAAACAUAUUCAACCAACAUUAAAUGAAUGGAGAAGAACGCAGUUUUGUUUUGUAAUUAACAGAGUGAAUUAUUUUCUUACAAGAGAAGAAGAACUUUUAAGUGAUAAGAAACGGUAUGAAGAAUUAGAAGCAAUGACAAAUCUUAGAAGUAGAUUGAAUCAAUUUGCAAUUAAAUAUAAAUAUUUGUAUUUAACAAAUGAAGAAACUAUUCUUAAAAUUACAAUGAGUCGAUGUAAAAUUCUUGUAAAAAACACAAAACGUACUACAAUAUUUAUUGAAAGUCCAAAUGUUAGUAAAUUUUAUAAAAAGAUUAAAAAAAAGUUAAAAGCAGAACAACAGAUUCUUACAAACAAAUAUUCAGACAAUGAAUUCACAACAGAAAAGACCAUAGAAACAGCAGAGGGUUUAAACCCAGAUAAAAAUCAAGAACUAAUAGAUGAACUGAACAAAGAAAUAAGUGAAUUAAAUAACAAACAAAAAAAGUUAUGGGGAGAUGCAGCAACUGAAGUUGGUAAAGUAGUAAUACAGAAAGUAGAAGAUGUAUCAGAUGUUGCUGUUUUAUUUCCUAACAUUUAUUCAUUAAUACAGCAAUUUAACAUAAAAGAUAUAAUCGAUUAUUUAACACAAAAUAAAAUAACAAAUGGCCAAAAUAAUACACCACUUGGAAUAGCAAUAAAAGCUGCCAAUCUUACUCCAGAACAAGUAGAUAAACUCCAUUCAUCAUUUAAUAAUAUUGUUGAUGCACAAAAAAUAACAGAUGAAAUUAAAUCAUGUCAGACAAAAUUAAGUGUAAUGAAAAAAGUUCAAGAAUUAUCAAAUGAUUUUAUCAACUUACUCAAACUUAAACUAGCAUUACUUGAAGAAUUGCCAUUUGGUGAGAUUGAUAUUAAUGAAUAUUUAGGAAUUAUUGUUACAGAAGAUAAUGAACAUGUUGUUAAUCCAGGAACUAGUUCUGAACGUAAAACUAAUUAUAAAAAAUAUGAAAUAGAAAAAGUAUUGAAUUAUAAUGAAGAAUAUGAAGAAUAUUAA